AGGCCAGGUGUCAGAAAAGGAAACAAUAUACUACAAGAAAUCAAGCUUAUCAAUAAUAAAACUACCCCAACAAGAGCAAAGGCCCUUGUUUUGAAAAAGCAAAAGCGAGCAGAUAUAGAAAUAGAAAAAUCUAGUGAUAAAAUAAGAAAGGUAUAUGAUACAAGACUAAGAACUAAGGACAAACUUAAUGACAGAGACAAGAAAAAUCAAACUAGAAACACAACAGUUACAGAGAUCCCCAAAGUCAAAGUAUCUAUAUUCAAUACAACUAAAAUUCAAACAGAACAACUGAAAAAUUCCAUGACACUGCUCAUGGAAGGUUCUGGAAAGAUACUGGAGCCAGAGCCCAAUAUAAGCUUUUCAUAUGAUCAGAGUGCAGAUGUUAGUUCAGAACAAGCUCAAGCUGCAAGUAUAGACAAAAGGUCUGGCCUCCUAGAACUGGAAGCAGACAGGUCAAAUGGAACAAACCACUCAGAAGAAGAGAGCCAA
This is a messenger RNA of Scutellospora calospora, 489 nucleotides long. The record is from the annotation of a GenBank genome assembly. NCBI's taxonomy places the organism in Eukaryota, Fungi, Glomeromycota, Glomeromycetes, Diversisporales, Gigasporaceae.